Molecule: messenger RNA, 1683 nt
Organism: Spirodela intermedia
Lineage: Eukaryota; Viridiplantae; Streptophyta; Magnoliopsida; Alismatales; Araceae
Source: the annotation of a GenBank genome assembly
AUGACAACCCAAAACGCAGACAUAACAAGGUUUUCAAGCUGUCGUGGGGUUUCAUUUGAGAUCCAUACCCAUUCCAGUCCCUUCGCAGUCCCCGCCCGGCUCAACGAUGCCAACCAACCUCCCUACCGCUGGCUCCGCCUGCCAUGGACAUUGGGAAACUCCGUCAAGAUAUUCCCCGCGCAAGUUAACAGUAUAUCAUCACUCAGCCGUUCGAGCAGUCACUUUUGUGACGUCGAAAGAGAUGAUGAAGACGAGAAGCACGGGCCUCUGCCUAUCUUCCAGGAGGUUUCCAACGACCUCGAGAAGCAACAGCCCGGGCAAGCACUGGAGCCGCGCGAGCAGCACACAGGUGACAAGGGGGAUCGUUCCGUCACACCCGUGAAGACCAACGAAUCGAGGUUGUCGAUAAUACUUCUCGACCAGGGUCUCUUCACCGUAUACAAGAGGCUCUUCGCCGUAUUCUUUACCGUCAACAUGGCUGCCCUCGUUCUGGCGAUCGCCGGGAACUUCUCCUACGCCGAGCGGAAGGCUGCGACCUUCGCCAUCUACAAUGUGCUCGUCCUCACUCUGUGCCGGAGCGAGGCCUUCCUCCGGCUCGUUUUCUGGUGCUCCGUGAAGGCCUUGGGAAGGCCGUGGGUGCCUCUCCGGAUGAAGACGGCCACCACCUCGUUUCUCCAGUCCGUCGGCGGCAUCCACAGCAGCUGCGGCGUGUCCUCCGUGGCUUGGCUGAUCUACGCCCUGGUACGGACCCUCAAACACCGUCAUAACGCGUCUCCCGAGAUCAUAGCCGUAGCAUCCGCCAUCCUAUCGCUGCUCUUCGUCUCCUGCCUGGUGUCGUUCCCCCUGGUUCGCCACCUCCACCACAACGUCUUCGAGCGAACCCACCGAUUCGCCGGAUGGACGGCGCUGGCUCUUCUGUGGGUAUUCGUCGUGCUCACUGCCGGUUAUGAUCCCAAAUCAGAAUCAUACGACAAGCUCAACGCUUCAAGGUUGGCGAAGCAACAGGAGAUCUGGUUGACCCUGCUCGUAACCCUUCUGACCGUCCUCCCAUGGGUCACCGUGAAACGAGUAUCCGUGUCGGUGGCCUCUCCUUCCGGCCACGCCUCCAUCAUUAAAUUUGCGGGCGGCGUGAAAGCCGGACUUCUGGGCAGAAUCAGCCGUUCUCCGCUGUCCGAGUGGCACGCCUUCGCAAUCAUAUCCGACAACAAGGAGGGCCACAUGAUGCUGGCCGGAGCGGUGGGCGACUUCACCAGGGGGCUGGUGUCCGAUCCUCCGAGCCACCUCUGGGUCCGCGGGGUGCACUUCGCGGGACUGCCGUAUUUGGUGCAUAUGUACAACAGGGCGGUGCUGGUGGCCACCGGCUCCGGCAUCGCCGUGUUCCUCUCGUUCCUGUUGCAGCCGUGCGCCGCCGAAGUGUGCGUCGUUUGGGUGACUAAGUCGGUGGAUCAGAACUUCGGCUCGGAGAUCAAGGAGAUGAUGAGCGGGCAUCCGGCAGGGAAGGUGAUCAUCCACGACACGGCCGUAUCCGGCCGUCCGAACGUGGCCGAGUUGGCCGUUGAGACGGCGAAGAAAUGGAAGGCGGAAGUGGUGGUGGUGACAAGCAACCCCCAGGGCAGCAGGGACGUCGUCGAUGCAUGUAGAGGUGAAGGCAUCGCGGCAUUCGGGCCGAUCUGGGACUCGUGA